AUGAGGCCAUAUCUUUGCGCCCUCGCCGCAGGGCCGCUGUUCGGCACCUUCGUUGGCGCCCUCUUCAUGCCUGAGGAGGCCGCCCAGCAAACACGGGUGUACAUGUCCACGGCCACCAGUAAUAUCUGGGGCAAUGAUGCCGCCUCCGCUCAAAGGUCUCUGGCACUCUUGGCCAACACCAUGGCCAAAUACCAAGCCGUGGUCAUCUACGUCAGCCCUGGUAAUGUGGCAUUCAUGGAGAGUCAGCUGGACAGCGGUGUGCAGAUCGUCGAAUUUCAGGUUGACGAUCUGUGGAUGCGGGACACGAGCUGCAUCUUUGCAUACAGCAACUGCAGUGACUACACGGACUGCAUUGAAAAGUACGGGCAGCCGGUGAACCAUGCAUGGCCAUCUGCUCCUUUGUCUUGUGUAGACUUCAACUUCAACGGAUGGGGAAACAAGCAGGAGCACGCGAACGAUGCCAAGGUAGCUGCCAAUGUAGCUAGCUUCUCGGGAGCAACGUAUGUGAGAUCUAGCUUGGUGAUGGAGGGUGGUUCGGUAGAGGUGGACGGCGAGGGAACCGCCAUCAUCACUCGGAGCUCUGUCGUCAACCCCAAUCGCAAUCCCGGUUGGACGGAGGCUGAUAUUGAAGACGAGCUGUAUACCACAUUGGGUAUCGAGAAGGUGAUCUGGACAGAUGGGAUUGUGGGCAUGGAUAUUACGGAUGCCCACAUCGACUUCUAUGCGCGUUUCACGUCCCCGGGGGUGGUGGUGGCUGCCCGCGAGAACGACCACACCCUCUACGACUACACUGUGACCCGCCAGGUGAUUGCUGACUUGCAGGCUGCCACAGAUGCACGUGGGCGUCAGCUCACCGUCCACAUCCUGGACAAUCCAGAGGUGGUCCGUCCCGAAUGGAGCUCGGGAGCUUCUGCAGCGACCUUCGCAGCUUCCUACAUCAACUAUUACGUGGGCAACGGAGUGGUGGUGGCGCAGAACUUUGGAGACAGCGUCACGGACGCCGCGGCUGUAUCGAAGCUGCGGGAGCUCUACCCCGGAAGGACGGUGGAGAGCCUAGACAUGGACCCCAUCGCUGGUGGGGGUGGAGGGAUCCACUGUGCCACGCAACAGCAGCCUGUAGGGACCACUUCCCGGACACCCGAGACCAGCAACACAAGCAGCAGCAGGAGGAUGACGGUCUCCAGCUUUCUGUUUCGGUCCUUUCUUGCAUCAUGGUUCCUGUAUUUGUGGCCGCGCAAUGUCGCUAGCUACAGAGGCUUCUGA
Molecule: messenger RNA, 1263 nt
Organism: Symbiodinium sp. CCMP2456
Lineage: Eukaryota; Dinophyceae; Suessiales; Symbiodiniaceae
Source: the annotation of a GenBank genome assembly